CCCGCGCACUGGCCGAAAAGGUUCGCAUCUCUGAGUUUCGAGAGAAAUUUCUGGGCCGAUAUCCCAGGUCGCUCCAAAACGCUGCUCAGGUCGCACUGGGUCUGUAUGAGGUCAAGCCGAAGGACUCCGAGUCCGGAGAGAAGGCUCAGAUGAUUGAGCUGGACGGCGCUGAUGAGGCUACAUGGGCUGAGCGCACAGAGCGUGAGCUUGCCAGAAGCCAGGAGUGCGAGAGGGUAGAAUCUCUGAUGAAGCAAUGCAAGACUGAUGCAGAGCUGUGGAGCGUCAUGGAGAAGGAGGUUUUCUCGUUGCCCGAAAAGCUGCAUAUUGCACAGACAAAGCGAGCCGCAAAGGGCAAAAAGAAGGCUCGGCAGUCGAAUGAAGAACGAGUGAUGGAUAUUCACGGACCGCUAUACUCUCGAUUCCUCAGCACGGCCUUGGACCUCUUCAACUCGGCCUUUGCUCGACCUUCUCCGUACAUAUUCCAGAUCCUCCCCCGCAUCAAGGAACUCGGCUUACCGUCCUUUGUCCUUGGCGUCUCGACACCGUUUUAUUCCAAGCUGGCCGAGAUCCACUGGCAGCGCUUCGGGGAUGCCAACUCUGCGCUUGACAUGCUGGAGGAGAUGAAUUCUGCAGGCCUAUUUGCGAACAAAGAGGCGAAUGGCCUUCUCUCGCAGCUGCGCAACCACCUGCACGCCUGCACAUGGGGCGGCCAAGGCCCUUUUGUGAUGGCAAUGAUGGAGUCUUCUGAGUUUGGCAACGCAUUGAUUCAGAGGAUC
Molecule: messenger RNA, 776 nt
Organism: Trichoderma atroviride IMI 206040
Lineage: Eukaryota; Fungi; Ascomycota; Sordariomycetes; Hypocreales; Hypocreaceae
Source: RefSeq, a predicted model, not a curated record